Molecule: messenger RNA, 2919 nt
Organism: Anopheles funestus (African malaria mosquito)
Lineage: Eukaryota; Metazoa; Arthropoda; Insecta; Diptera; Culicidae
Gene: Klc
Product: kinesin light chain
Exons: 6
Coding region: 310-1839 (509 amino acids)
Biological process (GO): microtubule-based movement
Cellular component (GO): cytoplasm; kinesin complex; membrane-bounded organelle
Molecular function (GO): kinesin binding
Source: RefSeq, a predicted model, not a curated record
AUUGCCUGGUCGUCGCAGUGUUGCGGCAGCAUUGGUGCACAGUUUUGUUUGUCCUGCCAGUACUAUCUAUUCCAAACCCGCAAUCAUCUUGCACGAAGACUCUACAAAACAUUCAGCAUAUAACGAAACACUAAAACUUUCUGUGAAAAUUGAAAUGAAUGUGUGUACUUGAAUAAUAAUUUAAACCUUGGAGAUAGGCAGCAUAAAAAGCUCAUCAAAACGAAAUUUACGCGAAACGAGUGACUGUAUGUGUGGCGCGUGUGAAUUUGCGUAGUUUCACUAGAUCAUCUCCAGAAAUCAGCAUAUACGAUGACACAAAUGGCUCAAGAAGAAAUUGUCUCGAAUACCAAAACGGUAAUGCAGGGCUUGGAAGCCCUUCGUGUAGAGCAUGUUACACUGAUGAAUAACCUCUCGGAGGGUAGCAAAACCGAUCCGGACAAGAUGGAAAUCGUGAAGAAGAAUAUGGAGAAUAUUGAGCUCGGGCUAAGCGAAGCACAGGUUAUCGUGAUGCUGUUUGCUCAUCUUCAAAACAUCGAAGCCGAAAAGCAAAAACUACGCACGCAGGUAAAACGGCUCUGCCAGGAGAAUGUGUGGUUGCGUGACGAGUUGGCGAUCACGCAGCAAAAGCUGCAAACUUCCGAACAGAGCGUUGCACAGCUAGAAGAAGAAAAGAAACAUCUAGAGUUUAUGGCUUCGGUGAAAAAGUACGACGAGAUACAAGAAAAUGAGGACAAUUUGGAAAAAUCGCGCACAGACCCAGUAGUUGAACUGUUCCCGGAAGAUGAAGCAGAGGAGCGAAACAACAUGUCACCGACGCCACCAAAUCAAUUUGCGAACCACGCAAAUGCAGGAUACGAAAUACCGGCCCGAUUGCGUACGCUUCACAAUCUGGUUAUACAGUACGCGUCGCAAGGACGGUACGAGGUAGCAGUACCGCUGUGCAAACAGGCUCUAGAAGACCUGGAGAAAACCAGCGGACAUGAUCAUCCCGAUGUAGCCACGAUGUUGAACAUCUUGGCGUUAGUAUACAGAGAUCAGAACAAGUAUAAGGAGGCAGCCAACCUGCUGAACGAUGCCCUUACAAUACGCGAGAAAACUCUCGGCGAAAAUCAUCCGGCCGUUGCUGCUACAUUGAACAACCUGGCCGUUUUGUACGGUAAGCGGGGCAAAUACAAGGAUGCCGAACCGCUUUGCAAACGUGCACUUGAGAUAAGAGAAAAUGUGCUCGGUAAAUCGCAUCCCGAUGUGGCCAAGCAGUUGAACAACUUGGCACUUCUUUGCCAAAAUCAGGCAAAAUACGAGGAAGUUGAAAUGUAUUACAAGCGAGCGCUAGAAAUUUAUGAAAUGAAACUAGGUGGUGACGAUCCGAACGUAGCGAAGACUCUCAACAAUCUUGCCAGCUGCUACCUGAAACAAGGCAAAUACAAGGAAGCAGAAAUGCUGUACAAGGAGGUGCUAACGAGAGCACACGAGCGGGAAUUUGGUGCAAUUAAUGGAGAAAACAAACCAAUCUGGCAGGUGGCCGAAGAGCGGGAGGAGAACAAAUUGAAGAACCGAGAAAACACACCGUAUGGUGAGUACGGUGGGUGGCACAAGGCAGCCAAGGUUGACUCUCCCACCGUCACCACGACCCUGAAAAAUCUCGGUGCUCUGUAUAGAAGGCAGGGCAAGUACGAGGCGGCAGACACGCUGGAAGAUUGUGCUCUACGAAGCAAGAAAGAGGCGCUGGAUUUGGUGAAACAGUCGAAAGUGCUCGGUGUAGCGGACGAUAACAAGCGCCAGAAGAGCGGCAACAGCAAAGAUGAAAAUGAUGAUCACAACAAACGUGUGCACAAAUAGUAGGUGUUUUGCAGACGCGCGCAAUAUUUUUCAUUGCUAAUCCAGAUCCAGAAUAAUUCGUAAUAGCCGGUUGAAACAUUCAGCACAGUGACAGAGAGAAUAGUUAGCAGUAUGGAGCAGAAGGUGUGCAGUGACUUUUCCAUUUCCAAACGCUGAUUCAAACCUUCAAGCCCAACGUGUCUCGGUGUUCGCUUGUUCAUAUUAGUUGUUUACAUGUUUGUUUUAAAUUUUCAUUUUAUUAUUGUAUUCCAAUCCAUUUCGCAAAUGAUAACUGUUUCUCCAUCUUUCUUUUUAUCUCUUUCUCUCUGGUUACCUCUCUCAAUCGUUCCCUCCUAUACAAUGUAUCUCGCGUUACAUCUGCAAUGUUUUUUCUCUAAUGGAAAUGUUCAAUUUAAUGCACAGUUUCGACCUGGUUAACAAUUGCUUUAUAUCGAAGAAGAAAAAAUACAGAUAACUCGUGGCUUAAACACAUUUAGCUUACAAUCCAAUAGAACGAAGGAGUACUAGCAGGAGAUUGUUUUACAAUACAUUAUCAUUUUAUUAUGUGAACACAUGACAAAAAUUCGCUUACAAAAAAUGACACGAUACUUGAUAUAGCAUGAAAUGCUAAGCUCUUAGAAAUAGUUACGAAAAAAUAUUUGGUUUUUUUUUAAAUAUUCGAACCGAUAAAUAGAAGAUAAAUAAAUAUCGCGUUAUUCAGAGGGCCACAUACACAAAAGCUAAACAAUCUGGCAAUAGAACGCGAAAGUGAAAAUAGUUGGUAUAGUUGAGAAAGCAGAGGCAAAAUCAUGGCAAGAGACAGAGAGAACGGGAGAGUGAGAGAUAAAAAGAGAUGGGAAAUAGAUAUAUUUGAAGGAAUUGUUCUAUUUAUCAAACUUGUCGGAGCGAGAAUAGUAAAGCAGUUAAGCAGUAAACUACGCGCUUUUGAUAAUAAAACAAAAAUGCAUACCGAUUAUUUAAUCAUUUCCAAAGUAACAUGUAAGACAUAGACGCGCGUAUAAAAGCAUUCGACAUAAAAUUUUGCUUGUUUUUUUUCGCCAAUACGGAGUUCUAAUGAAUAACUGUACCGAGACUCCUGAA